Octopus sinensis (East Asian common octopus) is the source of this 1730-nucleotide messenger RNA. RefSeq lists its product as uncharacterized. The transcript has 2 exons. Bases 13 to 846 code for a protein of 277 amino acids. Lineage: Eukaryota; Metazoa; Mollusca; Cephalopoda; Octopoda; Octopodidae. The record is from RefSeq and is a predicted model, not a curated record.
UCUAGAGAAGGAAUGGCAGAAUAUCAAAGAAGUAACGAAGGCGGUCCAAAUGGUGAUAAUAAAACAGAUGAACAUACAAUCAAUUUGCCGCAAACCACGGAUGUUUCAAAGCCAACGGAUGUUUCAAAGCCAACGGAUGUUUCAAAGCCAACGAAUGUUUCAGAGCCAACACGUCGUCCAUCACUUUUUUCUGAUGUAAAUAAGGAAGCCAAUCCUGGUGGUGGUGAUGAGAAAGCAGAUGAAAGUACAAGCAGUUUGUCACAAACCACGGGUGUUUCGGGGCCAACACGUCGUCUGUCACUUGUUUCUUAUAUCAGCAGCGAGGGAGAAACUAUAGGAAUGACCGCGUUAGAACCAUCUCCGAAACCUGAAUCCAGCGCUCAACAGCAAACCCAGCUGAACACUACUGAUCAUAGUAUACAAUUGCUCCAUACGGUAGCCUACAUGUUGCUAUCAUUUAUUACCUUAUUCUGCAGCUGUAUAGAUCUAGCGGAAAGAAUCCGCAAUUUUUCAACUAUGCCAAACUCUUGGAAUAUUAUUCUAGACACGGUUAUAGCCAUCAACUCGUUGAUAAACUUCUGUGUUAUCUUUCAUCUUGCAAACAAAAGAGCAAGUUUCUCAGACCGCAUGUUCUUAAUCUGUCUCUUUUGUUCCUUUCUUAAUGUGGUAUCUGCUGGCGUUAUGUACCAUCUACAUAGGGAAUGGGUACCUGUCGCUGUUCUUAUCAGUUCUACCAUGCUUUUAUUUCUGCUGUAUAUACCAUGGUUGAUGUCCUAUUUUGCAGAUAAAUUUACCCAGACACUGCCAAAAAAAGUAACGCAGUUGAGAAAAAAGACAACUACUUGAAGGUGCUUUUGGUGGAGGAAAUUUUUUUUUUUUUUUUUUUAUGUCAGUUGGCUUUAUAUCGGCAGAAGUGAAUUCCUCAGAAAUAUGGAUGAUUUUGCUGGAACAGAAACCUGUAGCUUCAAAAGUAAUCUAAGUACAUGCAAUUUACUACGAACAUCGAAUAAUUUGCUGUUAAAAACCGUCGCUGUACAUAAAUGUCCUCCAUCAAAGAGCAUCUCGGUAUCAACACCACCUUAAAUAUCAAAACCAACAAUUAGAACUUGAUUUUUUUUCUCUAUCAUUUUCUCGUUUUUUCAAACGAUGGUCAGUUUUUCUCAACUCGCCCUCUCGUCCACUGUAUUCUGUGUGAUUUAUUUAAACUGUUGUCCGCUAUUUUUUGACUUCAGUUUGCAAUAUAACACUUUUUGUAUUUAUGUGUUCCGACGUUGAUGUCGAAUAUUUACAAGUUUCAAAAUCUGCAAACUAACUUCAACUCUUUAGAGUCAAUUAUUCGGGUCUUAUUUUCUGCCACCUGGCAGACUCGUUAACCUGCGGGGCAAAAUGCUUUAGCGCCGUUUCGUCCAUCUUUACGUUCCGAGUUGAAAUUCCGCUAAGUUCUGCUUUGCCUUUCCUCUUUCGGGGUCGAUCAAUCGAGGUCGAUCAAUAAGAGUUGAAUGGGUUGUUAACAACUUAAUCCUCUCUCGAAAUUGCAAAGAUUUGAACCGUUAUAGUUGAAUAAACUAAAAUAUUUGAAAUACCCUGGCUACCCUAUUACAUGUAAAACCUUCAGAUUUUUUUGAUUUUUCUUUUUCUAAAUUUGUAAUUUCUUAAAUCUAUUGCAAUUUUACACUAGAAAUUUAACUGAAAAUUUUGUAACUAUUUGAAUAAAGAAUACUUGAAAUGUU